This is a messenger RNA of Chelmon rostratus (copperband butterflyfish), 2358 nucleotides long. RefSeq names its product prostaglandin-endoperoxide synthase 1 (gene ptgs1). Lineage: Eukaryota; Metazoa; Chordata; Actinopteri; Chaetodontiformes; Chaetodontidae. Gene Ontology annotation, molecular function: oxidoreductase activity, acting on single donors with incorporation of molecular oxygen, incorporation of two atoms of oxygen; prostaglandin-endoperoxide synthase activity; peroxidase activity. The coding region runs from base 64 to 1851 and encodes 595 amino acids. Gene Ontology annotation, biological process: response to oxidative stress; cyclooxygenase pathway. The record is from RefSeq and is a predicted model, not a curated record. Gene Ontology annotation, cellular component: cytoplasm; neuron projection. The transcript is spliced from 11 exons.
AUUACCUUCUAGAAACAACGACAAAACCAGAUAUCAAUUUGAACCAUCCCAGCACAAUACAUCAUGAAAGAGUUCAGCAUCUUGUCCUCAUGGAUGUUCAUCAACCUGUUGCUGCUGGAGAGCUCAUCAUGUGCUGGUGACUCAAGUGUUGUGAAUCCCUGUUGUUACUACCCUUGUCAGAACUCAGGAGUGUGUGUGAGAUUUGGUACAGACGGCUACCAGUGUGACUGCACUCGCACCAGCUUCUAUGGAGACAACUGCACUGUUCCAGAGUUCUGGACCCGAGUUCGUCAUAUGCUGAAGCCCAGCCCUACGACGGUUCACUUCAUACUCACACACUUCCAGUGGUUCUGGGACCUCGUUAACAACUCUUUCCUGCGAGACACAUUCAUGAGAUUAGUGCUGACAGUCAGAAGCAACCUCAUUCCAAGCCCUCCAACCUACAAUACCAAAUAUGGGUACCUCAACUGGGAGUCCUACUACAACAUCUCCUACUACACCCGGCUCCUCCCUCCUGUACCUGAAGACUGUCCUUUGCCCAUGGGAACUAAAGGCAAACCUGUUCUUCCUGAUCCCCAAGUGUUGGCCGAACAGUUUUUUAAGAGAAAAAAGUUCAGGCCAGACCCUCAGGGAACCAAUCUGAUGUUUGCCUUCAUGGCCCAACACUUCACCCACCAGUUUUUCAAGACAGACCAUAAAGUUCAAGGGGGCUUCACCAAGGCUUUAGGACAUGGGGUAGAUGCGAAUAAUAUCUAUGGAGACGAGCUUGUGCGACAGCUUCAACUCCGGCUUCAUGAAGAUGGAAAGCUGAAAUAUCAGUUAGUAAAUGGUGAGAUGUACCCUCCUACGGUGUCUGAGGUCCCUGUGCACAUGGUGUACCCUGAAGGUCUCCCUCCAGAGCAGCGGCUGGCCAUUGGUCAGGAGUUAUUUGGCAUCCUGCCGGGUCUCACCACAUACGCCACCAUAUGGCUAAGAGAGCAUAACAGAGUCUGCGACGUCCUGAAGGCAGAACAUCCCACCUGGGAUGAUGAGCAGCUCUUCCAGACCACCAGGCUCAUCAUCAUCGGGGAGAUAAUCAACAUCAUAAUCGAAGAGUACGUGCAGCAUCUGAGUGGUUACCUGCUGAAGCUGAAGUUCGAUCCCCCUCUGCUCUUCAACACGCCUUUCCAGUACAGCAACCGCAUCGCUCUGGAGUUCUGCCACCUCUACCACUGGCACCCACUGAUGCCUGACAGCUUCCUGAUCGAUGGAGAUGAAAUCCCGUACUCCCAGUUUAUUUACAACACCUCCAUCCUGACUCACUACGGGGUGGAGAAACUGGUGGAUGCCUUCUCUCGUCAACCUGCAGGACAGAUAGGUGGAGGCCAAAACUCUCAUGAAAUAGUGCUCAAAGUGGCAGAAAUGGUCAUCCGAGAGUCUCGAGCAACGCGUGUGCAGCCCUUUAAUGAAUACAGGAAGAAGUUCAACCUAAAACCAUACACGUCUUUUUAUGAAUUUACUGACGACUUAGAAAUGGCCAGAGGUUUGGAAGAGCUCUACGGCGACAUAGAUGCUUUGGAGUUUUACCCCGGCAUCCUGCUGGAGAAAACACGUGCUAACGGCAUAUUUGGUGAGAGCAUGGUGGAGAUGGGCGCUCCCUUCUCCCUGAAAGGCCUGCUAGGAAACCCCAUCUGCUCCCCUGAGUACUGGAAGCCCAGCACCUUUGGGGGAGAGACAGGCUUCAGUAUUGUCAAAACUGCUACUUUGAAGAAACUGGUAUGUCUCAACACCAAGUGGUGUCCAUACGUGGACUUCCAUGUUCCACGAAAUGAGGAGGAAGCAAAACCAAGGAAACCAUCUACUGAACUUUAAUCAGUGUUCACCUAAUGACCUGUGGUCAUCAGUUUAUUACGAUGCUGCCUGUAGGAUAUGACAUACUAUGGUUGUCAAUGUCUUAUAAGUUUUUGUUUUAAUCCCGUUCAGAUUGGAUUUAUUGCUCCGAUUUUAAUACUAUAUGUGCCUGUGAAGAUUCUCAUUCAUCCAGGUCAUUGUAAGCUAUAUGUGCUAAUUCUGUGAAUUUAUCCUGCCUGCAACGAAUGACAUGCUGCACACUGAAGCAGGUCUAUGUUACACCACUCAAGCAACGACAGCAUUAAUAGUGUAGAAAAAGUGUUAAUUUAUCGCUUCAACAUCAAGACUCUGCUAAAUUUUCAUGUAUUAGCACAGCAGCAACCAGUCCGACUCUGUACUGAACACUUGAACUUCUCAUGCCUUGCCUGUAGUACCAUACCCUAAAACUGGUUUCUCUGCCACCUAGUGGUGAGUGUGGUACAUGGAGCUUAAUUGUUAACCAGAAAUAAACAUAAUGUUGAACCAGUA